UCAAACUCUAGCCGGAAGCAGUGAGUCUCAAACAAACCUGCGUAGCAGAGCAGUUUUUGUACUUUUCUGCGUUAAUAUCAACCACAAGAAAAUGGAUCUUGGAAAUGACUCGACUAAUGAUCCAACUAAACUUUACAUUUACGAGAACAGACUGCAAACGUUCGUUGGAUGGCCGUUUGAAGAUGGAUGCGUUUGCACUCCAGAAAACAUGGCCAAAGCUGGUUUUAUUCACACUCCGUCGGACAACAGUCCAGAUGUAGCGCAGUGUUUUUUCUGUCUGAAAGAGCUGGAGGGAUGGGAGCCGGAGGAUGACCCAGAGAAAGAACAUAAAACACAUUCACCAAAUUGUGAUUUUAUCUUACUGAAGAAGACUGUGGACAGUCUCACAGUGGAGGAGUUUCUCAAACUUCAAAAAGAGAGACAGAAGUUUAUUAUUAAAAAAAAGUGUGGCCAAGCCAUUGAUAAAUAUGAAGAUGCGGUAAAGCUCAAGAGAGCACAGAUCAUCCAGUCUGCGAUGGAUGAAGAAUAAAGAGCUGCUUUUUCUUUUUUCCACUUUAAAUCAUCCUUUUGUCUGUGUUCUUUGUGAGUGUUUUUCAAACUAACUUCAAAAGUUGUAUAUGAUCUCUUCUCUAUCACAUAAUCAUCCUUUGAUACUUAGUUCUUUAUGCUAUUUAUUUUAAACAAUGUUUUUAAUAAAAACGACUUUGCCAUA
This is a messenger RNA of Triplophysa dalaica, 712 nucleotides long. RefSeq names its product baculoviral IAP repeat containing 5a (gene birc5a). The transcript has 4 exons. Bases 92 to 529 code for a protein of 145 amino acids. The record is from RefSeq and is a predicted model, not a curated record. NCBI's taxonomy places the organism in Eukaryota, Metazoa, Chordata, Actinopteri, Cypriniformes, Nemacheilidae.